This is a messenger RNA of Eucalyptus grandis, 1509 nucleotides long. RefSeq names its product caffeic acid 3-O-methyltransferase. Bases 172 to 1287 code for a protein of 371 amino acids. Gene Ontology annotation, molecular function: S-adenosylmethionine-dependent methyltransferase activity; O-methyltransferase activity; protein dimerization activity. The transcript has 4 exons. Gene Ontology annotation, biological process: methylation. NCBI's taxonomy places the organism in Eukaryota, Viridiplantae, Streptophyta, Magnoliopsida, Myrtales, Myrtaceae. The record is from RefSeq and is a predicted model, not a curated record.
CCCGUCUCGACCAGCAACAGCAACAUCGAGCCCCAUGAAAACGGUGCAAGAUCUUGCAGCAGCAUCCAUUACGACAGAAACCCAACAUCAGAAUUUGUUCUCCCCUGAAAUCAGCUUCUGAAGUUUCUCGUUUCAUCAACGUCAACUCGGGCUAGACAGUCAAGAGACUCCAUGGACAAACACGAGAUGAUAUCCAACAGCAAGGAAGGUGAAUCAUCGGCCUCAUCGGUCCCCCUCUACGCUAUGCAACUGGCGACUUCAUCGGUCCUGCCCAUGGUCCUGAAGGCAACGGUCGAACUUGGGGUGCUCGAGAUCUUGGAGAGAGAAGGCCCCGGCGCCAUGCUCUCUCCUUCCCAGAUAGCUUCCAAGAUUCCCGCCAGGAACAACCCGGAGGCGCGCGACAUGCUCGAUAAGAUGCUUAGCCUCCUCGCUACCCACUCGAUUCUCAGCGUCUCUUUGGGAAAAGAUGGCCCGGGUGAUGGGGGUUGCAGAGUCUAUGGCUUGGCACCUGUGGCCGAGUACUUCUUGAGGAACCGAGAAGAGGGGUCGUUGAGUGAUCUGAUGCUCAUGGUUCAGGACAGGGUCAUGAUUGAUUUCUGGUUUCACUUAAAAGAUGCAGUUCUGGAAGGAGGAGUUCCAUUUGAAAGGGCGCAUGGUAUGACCGCACCAUCGUACAUGGGGAAGGAUGCAAGAUUCUCUGAGAUUUUCAAGAACUCGAUGAAAGAAUACAACAAAUUGUUCAUGUCAAAAAUCUUUGAUAAGUACAAGGGUUUUGAAGGGCUCAGCUCACUGGUUGAUGUAGGAGGUGGCGAUGGUUCCAUUCUUAGCAUGAUCAUUUCCAAGUACCCUCGAAUUAAGGCAAUCAGCUUCGAUCUGGAAUCGGUUAUCAAGAAGUCGCCUUCUUAUCCAGGUAUCGAGUACAUUGCUGGAGAUAUGUUUGAAAGCAUACCAAAAGGAGAUGCAAUUUUCAUUAAGUGGGUACUUCACAUGUUUGAUGAUGAACACUGUAUCAAGAUCCUGAAGAACUGCUAUAAUGCGUUGCCAUGCGAUGGGAAAGUGAUGGCAGUCGAUCUGGUGAUUCCGGAAGUGCCUGAAGCCAAUCUUGCUGCUGGAAGCCUGUUUCAAAUAUACGUGUUCAUGCGGGGCAUGAAUCCGAUGGGAAAAGAGAGAACCGAGAAAGAGUUUGAGACUCUAGCAAAGGAGGCGGGAUUCUGCAGCAUCCGAGUGGCGUAUUCUGCUCAUAAUUUCUCCCUUGUUGAGCUAUACAAGAAUGCCAAAUCUUGCUGACUGGAUGCUUCACACUGGCCAGUGCUUGCCCAGCUCAUCGUUAGAGAGGAAUGCUCAACAAAUUAUUUAUGCUUGAUCAUGUACAAUAGAGAGAUUAGCUGCUAAGUGACGCCCUUUCAAAUUUCCUCAGAGAGAGAGAGAGAGAGAGAGGACAUUAUGUAAACCGCUGUUUGCAGAACGUAUUUUGCCUAAUAAAAGUGGGAUAAUAUCAUCAGUGAUCUA